Messenger RNA from Dentiscutata erythropus, 243 nucleotides. The record is from the annotation of a GenBank genome assembly. Lineage: Eukaryota; Fungi; Glomeromycota; Glomeromycetes; Diversisporales; Gigasporaceae.
AUGUCUGGAGUCACCAAUGAAAAAUGUUAUAGCACUUCCAAAUCCUGGAGAAAUGCGUUCACCAGAAUUUCAACAGUCAUAGCAUUAUAUCCUCACACACGUUUUUACAAAGCUGUCGUAGUUAUUCCACCGGGUAAAUUAACACCAAAAACUUCACGAUAUUUACUUACUUUUGAAGAUGAUGAGAACGCUGAAAGAUAUGUUGACGCACAUUAUGUGUUAGAUAUCAUUAGGGAGAGAUAA